This is a messenger RNA of Pristis pectinata (smalltooth sawfish), 3747 nucleotides long. Its product is annotated as synaptotagmin-like protein 1. Gene Ontology annotation, cellular component: exocytic vesicle; plasma membrane. Bases 414 to 2165 code for a protein of 583 amino acids. The transcript has 15 exons. Gene Ontology annotation, biological process: intracellular protein transport; exocytosis. The record is from RefSeq and is a predicted model, not a curated record. Gene Ontology annotation, molecular function: small GTPase binding; neurexin family protein binding. Lineage: Eukaryota; Metazoa; Chordata; Chondrichthyes; Rhinopristiformes; Pristidae.
CUUUGGUGUCAUAACCUGACUGUGCUAAUGCAAACUAAGCCUCUCAGAAAAUUUUCAACCAUUGCAUAGCUGCUUGUUUUUUGGAGCCUUAUUGUCCUGAAGCCUUUCAGCACAUGAAUUGAUCAAUUUGUCGAAAUGGAUCAGUGAGUGAUGCCUGGACCAGCACAUGAACAAAUAUUUGGGACCCAAAAGGGUUUUCUGCAUCUUUUCUUUUCUAACGAAUAGAAGGCAUUGUGCUUUUUUGGAAUGGAUUUUACUUCAUUAUCUGGCCUGUUAAGUACGGAACUUAUCAGAAACAUUCUCAGUUAGACUUCAAUAUGCUGAACUGUAUUGCAAGCAUCUUGUUCAAAUUGUGCAGCUGAAAUUUGGUACUUGAAUAUCUUGAAGAAUCACCUGGUAUUGGUCAUCUUGCCAUGGAAUUAGACUUCAAUAUAGAGGAGCUGAUUGACUUGAGUUUCCUAACAGAGGAGGAGCAGGAUGUGAUUGUACAAGUUCUUUACCGGGAUAAUGAACUCCGUUUGUUGGAGGAACAACGUAUCAAGAAGUUACAACAAUCAAUUCAUGAUCCAGAACAGCUAAAAAUUGCAACAGGGGAUUGGUUCAAGGAAGCCAGAGCAAGGCGACACGCAGACAAACGUUAUGGAUCGGACAUUAUCCGGGCCUCCAUUCGCAAGAAGAAAAAGACAAAAGGUGAAAGAGAAAAGAGGGUGACGAUUAAUGAUGAGAAAAUCAUUAUUAACGAACAGAGUGAUCAGGACGAAGAGGAACAUGAGAAUGAGAACUUUAUUGUAACUAAUGAAGAGUCAGUUAAUCCUGAACUGGUAAAUACAGGAGUGGGUGAGACAAAUUGCGAACAGUCAGAAAUUAAUAACAGAUCAAUUGAUGAUAAAAGCUAUGUUACGUCAAAUGAGGGAACUUUUACUUUAGAGACCAAUACCCAGAUCCAGCAAGAUAGCAAUGAGGCCUCUGUGAAAAAAGUUGCUGUGGACAAUGACUCAUUGGGAACUGAGGAGGACAACCAAUUGGUACCAGUUAUUACUUUGGAGAAUUAUGAUCCAAUUGAUGACGUUGAUGGUGAUGAUGUUAGUUCCCAGCACAAUAAAGAGGCCAACUUGCCAACUGAAGGUCUGGACGUCAACUGCUCAGUAUCCAGUUUGCCCUCUGCUAUGGAUGCCAGCAGCUCAAUGUCCAGUUUCCUACCUCCCACUCUUAGUGGCAGUAUGAUGAGUUUGUACACCAACACUGAUGUCGGGUGUGUGGAUGUGAGAGGCAGUAUCACUUUCUCACUCCAUUACAAUGACAGCAAAAGUGAGUUUCAUAUUAACGUGGUGCAAUGCAAUGAUCUGGCUGGAGCCAAGAAAAAUUCUUCUAACCCCUAUGUGAAGAGUUAUCUUCUCCCAGACAAAUCAUUUCAAGGCAAGCGCAAGACCUCAGUGAAGAAGAAAACCCUGAAUCCUACAUUUAAUGAGCAGUUAUUGUACAAACUGGAAAAAGCAGAGCUGCAGAGUCGGACUCUAAACCUCUCAGUGUGGCAUAGAGAUCACUUUGGGCACAAUCCCUUCCUGGGGGAGGUGGAAAUCACAUUGGAACACUGGGAUUGGACUAAUACUAAACCAACAACCUAUACCCUUCAGCCACGGAUUGCUGCUCCGCCAAGCAUGAACCAAAGCAAAGGUCAGCUCUCCUUGUCGCUGAAAUUCAUCCCAGCAGGAUCAUGUGAUCAAGGGUUGCCUUCCACAGCAGAAGUGCACAUCUGGCUAAAGGAAGCACGAAAUCUCAUCCCUAUCCGAUCCAAGGGCAUCAACUCCUUUAUUAAAUGUUGUAUUCUACCAGAUACCAAUAAGUCCAGUCAACAGAAGACCAGAGUGAUAAAGAAGGACCUGAAUCCUGUUUACAACCAUACGAUGGUAUAUGACGGCUUUCAGACAGAAGAUGUGAGUGAGACCUGUGCAGAAUUCACUAUCUGGGAUCAUGAUACCUUUUCCAGCCAGCUACUGGGAGGACUGAGACUCAGUCUGGGAACAGGUUUCAGCUAUGGCCAACCUGUCAACUGGAUGGAUUCAAACAAGGAAGAAAUUUCCGUGUGGCAGAGAAUGCUUGCUGUCCCCGGGCAGUGGGUGGACACUGUAUUACCAAUCAGAUCCAAUGUGAUACCCAGCGAAUAAUCACAAAACCAAUGGCCAUUUCUGAAAAAAAAUUAAUAAAGUGUGUGACUUAGCUAAACCUUUAGAACAUUAUGCUUGGGUCAUUGGGCCUAAAACAAGAAGUCAAAUACUUGUGGGGGGUAUCAUUGGUCUCUGUUUUGGAUAGGUAAAUGACCGAGAAUGUGGAUGUUUUGGUGUGGAGAUGUAAAGGAAGCAAUGUUGACUGGGAUGUGAUCAACCUCCGAGGCAGGGCCUGGGUUAGGGGAUGAAGAUUAGGGCCAAGCAAUAACUAUAAAUUUCACCUCCAGCCCAGACCUGCGGACAGCGGAUGGCCACCACUGGUUGUUAUCUGAAGGCUUUUAUUUCACUGUCAUUCAACUCGAACUAUGUAAUUCCCUGAACCCAUCUACGGGUCCUUCCGAACGCCUGACGCAUGUAUAGCCUGUACAUGUGAACAAGCGUUUGGAAGACGGGCGGAUCGGGCGGCAUGGAUCUGCCAGCUGCUGCGAGGUUGCAGGCAUCUUCUGCCGUGUAGGAACUUGGUUCGUGGCAAUAUCUGAAGGUUGAGUUAAACGUCUUGCCUUAACUAAACGUUGCCUUUGAAUGGCCUGUGUUUUUUUUAUUUAAAUACAUUGCCGGGCAGCCGCGUUUCCGACUUGCGAUCUGGGUUACGAACCCGGGGAGGACCUGUACUUGAGGUAUUCUUUAAAUGUUUGUGAGAAGCUGUUUAGUUUAUAGAUUAUCUUCUAAAUAAUCUUAUUAGUCAAAUGAAGCCUUCUUCUCAGCUCCCGAUACUUUCAGACUUUAAAAUUAUUAAGCUAUACUUUUCCAGCCAAUAAACCGGCUGAGUUUUCUGCAUGACAUACUUACUACAACACGGGAAGCCAUCUGUUCCAUGCCGGCUUCCAAAAGAGCAAUCCGAUCAGUCCCAUUCCCCCUUUUUUCCCUGAAACCUGCAACUCAUUCCUUUCUUGCAUGCCUAUCAACUCCUCUUUGAUUCUUUUGCCACUUACCUACACUAAAGGACAAUUUACAGUAAGCAAUUAACGUACCAGGACAGCUCUGGGAUGGAGGAAGAACCAGCACACGCAGCAGAAACUCACAGGGCCGUGGGGGAAAUGUGAAAACACACACACAUGCACAUUUUGACUUCCUGGAGCUUUCCUCGAUUCCUUAGUUUCACCAAUGAAUGCAUGUCUUCACCCACCUAAGAAUUACAGAAUAAUGUGUCAUCAUCAGUGGUUAUCCUUUGAUUGCAGCCUGGUCUUAUUUAACAGUGAAGCCUUUCCCAACUGACUUGAACUUAUUUUUUACAAUUUGAUGAUCUCUCCCUUGGAUAUUUCUCUGAUAAAGUUGUGGAACAUUAAGUUCUUCUUAUCAUCUCUUCCUCCUGACGCCAACCAGCGACCCAUUUCCUACAGGAGGCCACAUCCCAUUCUCUCCACUGUCUUUUUUCCCCAGCUUGUUUGAAUUGCAUUGAUCCCAUCUUUACAGUAAAUGUUGGAUUGCUUAUUGAUUUAGGUUAGUUUAACCCUUUAACUCUUAUGUUCACUAUUUGUUGCAAGUGUUGCUUUUUACAUACCAAUUAAAUAAAUGAAAAUAA